GCCUGAUCGUCCAGAAGAGAUUCCUGGGACUCCCUCUGGCCGCGCUAGGCGGACACCCCUUAAACAAGCUUGCUUCACCCUCACCUCUCGCCCCAAGUUUGAGCACGGCCCGCAGGUGGUGCAAGCGCCCCAACUCCCCGGCGCCCCCUGCUGGUGAGAGGGGAAGGCGGCCGCGGCCGCGGAGCCUCCCCGGGCACAGCGCAAGGGAGAGAGCUCGCUCGGGCGCCGAGAAGAAGCCGCGAGCUUCCCCGAUGGUGCCGCCGCCUCCUCCGAGCCGGGGAGGAGCAGCUAAGGGGCAGCUGGGCAAGAGCCUGGGGCCGCUGCUGCUACUCCUGGCGCUGGGACACACGUGGACCUACCGAGAGGAACCGGAGGACCGGGACAGAGAAGUGUGCUCGGAAAACAAGAUCACCACGACCAAAUACCCGUGUCUGAAGUCUUCGGGCGAGCUCACCACGUGCUUCAGGAAAAAGUGCUGCAAAGGAUAUAAAUUUGUUCUUGGACAGUGUAUUCCAGAAGAUUAUGACAUUUGUGCCCAAGCUCCCUGUGAACAGCAGUGCACGGAUAACUUCGGCCGUGUGCUGUGCACGUGCUACCCGGGAUACCGGUAUGACCGCGAGAGACACCAAAAGCGGGAGAAGCCGUACUGCCUGGAUAUCGAUGAAUGUGCUACCAGCAACACCACUCUGUGUGCACAUAUCUGCAUCAACACCAUGGGCAGCUACCACUGUGAGUGUCGGGAGGGCUACAUCCUUGAGGCCGAUGGGAGGACCUGCACAAGGGGAGACAAAUACCCCAAUGACACUGGGCAUGAGGAGAAGUCUGAGAAUGAGGUGAAAGCUGGGACCUGCUGCGCCACAUGCAAGGAGUUCUCCCAGAUGAAGCAGACGGUGCUGCAGCUGAAGCAGAAGAUUGCUCUGCUCCCCAACAAUGCCGCUGAACUGGGCAAGUAUGUCAAUGGUGACAAGGUGCUGGCCUCAAAUGCCUACCUUCCAGGACCUCCUGGCCUGCCUGGGGGUCAGGGCCCACCUGGCUCGCCAGGACCCAAGGGGAGCCCUGGUUUCCCUGGUAUGCCAGGCCCUCCUGGACAGCCAGGUCCACGGGGCUCAAUGGGACCUAUGGGACCAUCUCCUGACCUGUCUCAUAUUAAGCAAGGCCGGAGGGGCCCUGUGGGUCCACCAGGAGCACCAGGGAGACAUGGCUCCAAGGGGGAGAGAGGAGCACCCGGGCCCCCAGGGUCUCCGGGACCCCCGGGUUCUUUCGACUUCCUGCUGCUUGUGCUGGCUGACAUUAGAAAUGACAUCGCAGAGCUGCAAGAGAAGGUGUUCGGACACCGGACUCACUCUUCUGCUGAGGACUUCCCCCUACCUCAGGAAUUCUCCAGCUACCCAGAGACACUGGACUUUGGGUCUGGAGAUGACUACUCCAGAAGAACUGAAGCGAGGGACUCCGAGGCCCCGAGAAACUUUUAUCCAUAGCACAUCCCAUAUCUUCAUGCCACCAGAAGAGAAGCAUGCCUUUGGCUGCCCCUUACUCCAUUUCCAAACCCUGUUUUCCAAGUUUCCUGCUCAUCACACUAGCAACAAGAGGAUGUGAUGGAUUAACGUGCUGUUCUUGAAGAGUCAACGGGUGGUUGACAUCAGGGCUUUCUUCGACAUCCUAGUUUUUCAAGAGCUCUGGGUUUCUGAGUUCAUCGCUCCCACAGAAUCUUCAGCUUUGGCAGAGUGCAAAAGAGGGGGAAAUGGCAAUAUGGGUUUUUAGGAGUAUAAGGUUCCUUCUAAAAAGAAAAUUAUGUUCAAAUACUUGACUAUUCAUUCUCUACUGUCAAGAUGAAGGCUUUUCAGUUGUUGGGGGAGGGGAGUAGAAGGAGCAACCAUGGAGAAUGACAUUGGUAAAAAAAAAUUACUUUCUUUAUCAGUGUGCUAGAUUUCAAAUUCUGCAUCCUGUUUUCCAGCUUGAUGGAUGUUUGUUUGCUUGUUUGUUUGUUGUUUUUGCUGUUGUUGUCUUUAAAUUUGGUUACAGAAACAAGAGAUUGGAAAGAAUGUAUUCAGAGAGAUAGAGAAUUAGCCUUAUAUUUCUUGUCACAUAGGUUGCCACAAUUUAAAAUUCAGAUACAACAGUCAUUGAUUCAUGCAAAUCCUACGUGGAGAAGGGAGUUCCUUUGAUUGUAGGGCUGAAUCAAGUUUUCUAGGGGCCCUGGGGUGAUGAAACACCCUGUCCAUACUAGAACAGAGAGCUCCUGGAGGCCAGGACAAUUGAAGACCAUUUGGUCAAAAGAGUUGCCCUCCUCUGUCCAUGUUGAUGACUUGUGAAAUAAGAUGGCUGAGUUUUAAGAAGAAGUACAAGAUGCCCUGGCACUGACAGGGUGGCCAGAUGUGCCAGCAAGGCCUGAUGCAGGCUGAAUCAAGGCUGGAGGGAAGUUGCUGGCCUGGAAUCUUGGCCAAGGACGGCAGGGGGACAUUGAAAGGCGUUUCACUAAAACUAGAUCACCAGAGGCAGAUUAAUCUGCUCUUAAGAAAUGUGAAGUCUUCAUCCAGGGUCAGCCAAGCUUACCAGCACACCUGGAAUAACAUACGGCUGAGAGGUCUCUGAGAUAGAGAAGAGGAGGAGUUUUUUGGAAUAAUUUUCCACUAUUUCCCCCUGAUUUGGUUAAAAUCCCUGUUGUUCUAGGUCUCCUUGACUUUUUGUCCUGGGCCAGGUGGAGAUGGCUUGGAGGCCAGCACAUUUCCCAGUGACUCCCUGAGUCCUUUCAUGGAAUAUUUCUAGAUCUCCAGGGAAUCAUGCUCCCAGAAAGGAGCAAGAGGCUCGCAGGUUCCUUCUUGGUGUCUCUGGGUUCUUGUUUCAGGGAUCGGCUACCAGGUUCCUUAGUAAACACUGUCUCCUUGGGUGUGUAGCACACUCCUUGAUCUUGCUCACAUGGUCGCCCACACCAGGGUCUCUGUUUGCCAUCUUGCAGUGCCCCCUUAUAUUUCUAAGAAGUUUCCAUUUGCAUUUAUCUUUUCCAUAUAUCACUUAAGCCUCCAUUGUCUUCCCACCCUUACUUUGACAGCUUUUUGGAAGAAAGCUGCUAUUGGUUUGCAUGACACUGCAUCAUCUACUCUUCUUCCUGAGCAAUGAGAAGGGGCUCUGUCUACAGAGCCUAGUGGUCUUUCACUACACCCCUCAACUCCCUAUCCUCUCAUCCCUCUCUCUUGGUUCUCUUCCCUUCCCUCUCUUUUCUCUCUUCCUCUCCUCUUCCUUUGCCUCUUCUCUCCUUC
Mastomys coucha (southern multimammate mouse) is the source of this 3257-nucleotide messenger RNA. It is a transcript of the gene Ccbe1, whose product is annotated as collagen and calcium binding EGF domains 1. Gene Ontology annotation, molecular function: calcium ion binding. The coding region runs from base 252 to 1478 and encodes 408 amino acids. NCBI's taxonomy places the organism in Eukaryota, Metazoa, Chordata, Mammalia, Rodentia, Muridae. The transcript has 11 exons. The record is from RefSeq and is a predicted model, not a curated record.